Drosophila suzukii is the source of this 831-nucleotide messenger RNA. RefSeq lists its product as uncharacterized. Gene Ontology annotation, cellular component: nucleus. The record is from RefSeq and is a predicted model, not a curated record. Lineage: Eukaryota; Metazoa; Arthropoda; Insecta; Diptera; Drosophilidae. Gene Ontology annotation, biological process: regulation of transcription by RNA polymerase II. Gene Ontology annotation, molecular function: RNA polymerase II cis-regulatory region sequence-specific DNA binding; DNA-binding transcription factor activity, RNA polymerase II-specific.
CAGGACUUGGGCCAUAACUCAGCGCAGGAUUCAGACACAGCCCGGCCGUUGGCGCGAACGGAAGUUCAGUUCAGUUGAAUUGAGGAUAGAAAGGAUGCACUCGCCCGCCCAGUCGCCCAUUCUGGAUGUCACCGAGACCGUAUCGCUGCACUCCGAACUGGAUGCCGACCUGGAGACCAAGAAGAAUCCGCCCUACGCCUUUCCUACUCCCCAGAAUCUUCGGCUGCCCGGUUUGGGCUUUCCCAGCAUGAUCGGUUCGAAGAGAUCCCCCGAAUCUCUGCCUGCCUUCGAGUACAUUGCUCCGCCAAGUCACGCUCUCCAGGCCCUGGAAUUUCCGCUCAUGGAGUUGAAUCGCGUGGGCGUGAUCGGCGGCGGAAUGUUUCCGGGUUUCAUGCACCGGCGGGUUCGCGGGGAGAAGCGACCCAUUCCGGAGGCCCAGAAGGAUGCCAAGUACUUCGAGCGGCGCAAGCGGAACAACGAGGCGGCGAAGAAGUCGAGGGAUGCGCGCAAGAUCCGCGAGGAUAGGAUAGCCUUUCGGGCGGCCCUGCUGGAGCAGGAGAACUCUAUACUGAGGGCUCAGGUACUGGCGCUCAGGGACGAGCUGCAGACGGUGCGACAGCUCCUGGGGGCCACAACUGCCGGCGGCAUGUUGUCCAUGGCCAGACAGGUGUAACUUGGCAGCGAGGACCACCAAGGAGCAGCUGGAUCAGUGUACAUAUCAGUGAAGUGAGGAGCAAUAGAGAGCAUUUGGUUCUACAAACUUUUGUUAAUAAAUGUUUAAACUUAUCGUCUAAGAUAUCCCUAAAAUAUAUGCAAAGAUGUUCAUUAAAA